Messenger RNA from Corticium candelabrum, 2175 nucleotides. RefSeq lists its product as uncharacterized. The coding region runs from base 444 to 2036 and encodes 530 amino acids. The record is from RefSeq and is a predicted model, not a curated record. The transcript has a single exon. Lineage: Eukaryota; Metazoa; Porifera; Homoscleromorpha; Homosclerophorida; Plakinidae.
UCCGGACCGUCAUCUUUUCGUCCGAUUGCCUUGACUUCAGUAGUGGGCAAAAUCUUCACUUCUAUUCUGAAAGAUUAUUUGUUUGAUCAUCUCAUCAGCAACGGCUACUUGUCCACUUCCAUUCAGAAAGGCUUUAUCAAUCAUGUCAGUGGCUGCAAGGAGCACCAGUUUAAACUGGUAUCUGCGAUCAGAGAUGCUAAAGUACACCAACGGUCUCAAUUAGUCCUUGGCUUGAUCUACGCAAUGCUUUCGGCAGCGUUGAUCACGAAUUGAUUCAUUUUGCCUUACGUCAUUACCACUGUGAUGACACGCUUGUAAGGCUGGUUUCUAAUCUAUACCGAGGUCUUCGAGCUCUGAUUUUGACAAGUUCUUGGUGCACUCGCGAUUUUCAUUACGGUGUGGGCGUAUUUCAGGGCGAUCCUCUGUCAGUGGGUAUAUUUGACAUGGUUAUGAAUCUGUAUACAAAUGCAAUUGAGCUCCUAGCAUCUCGCUGUGCAUAUCAGUUUACAUCUCUAGACCUCGGUUUGUUCAACUCGAUAUUUGCGGAUGGUGCAGCAGCUGUUACACGUGGAAUCAAGGAAGCCGAGCUCAUAUGUCAGAGAAUUGACCAGUUUCUGGAAUGGUCUGGUCUUCAAGCUAAUGUCAGCAAAUGUUCUUGCUUUGCUCGAAGGAGGCAACCCAGCCCAGCUAUUUUUGAUCCGCAGCUCACUCUUCAGUCUCAGCCCAUCCCAUUCUUAACUGACAAGAAGAGUUACAGAUACUUGGGGUUACCGAUUUCUGCUGACUUGCAUUGUGAUGUCGUCAAGUCAGAGUUGCUAGAUUGUGUAAAGUACCUGUUUGCUCAAGUCGACAAAACGGCGUUGUCCCGCUUCAGCAAAUGCCAACUUUAUAAGAAGGCUGUGUUACCUCGACUAGCUCAGUUACUCCGCAUUUCUAAUCUGCCUCUUUCCUGGAUUCGAAGUCAUCUUGAUACGGUGGUCACGAGAUAUCUGAAGAAAUGGGUUGGACUUACUCACUGUGCCGCUGUAUCCCGUUUGUUCUUGGACACCAAUCGUGGUGGAUUUCACCUUCCUCAACCUUCUGUUUUCUUCCAGAGUCUCCAGUCUUCUUGCCUUUUACGAUUUACCAAGUCAGAUGAUAUUUGUCUAAGAACUUUGGCUUUCGCAAAAAUCAGUGACGAAGCACAGUCGUCAUCCUCUCGAUUCUUGCCUGGCGCCUUCUUGGCAGAGCACUCUCUUACAUCUGGUUCUCUAAAAAAUAGUCUGAAAUUCAUCAAGAAACAAACUUCUGAGAUUAAUUGUCAGAAUCAUUUUCGUCAUUUAUCGUCACUGUCAGUACCGGGUGCUACUGCAAGGUGUGAAGAUUUAGAGGCUGCUCAUUGGUCAAUAUCAGUGAAGCAUCUGCCUGACAACCUGUUCAAGUGGGCAUUUAAUGCUAUCCAAGAGACCCUUCCAACUGCUCUGAACCUCUGUUUGUGGAAGAAGUCGGAGUCCAACCAGUGUUCCCUCUGUCAACAACCGGAGUCCCUUUGUCAUGUCCUUAACGCUUGCCCGGAAUUGUUGAAACUGGGUCUUUACAAGGAGAGGCAUGACAAUGUUCUUGCACUUCUUUACGACUUUAUCAAGUCUAACAGCUCUUCGGACUAUCAAGUUCUUUGUGAUCUGCCUUCUCUGCCCUAUCAGUUUCCGAACGAAAUAGCACUUACGACAUUGCGUCCAGACCUAGUCGUUUACAGUUGCAAGUUGAAAAAGUCUUGGCUCCUUGAAUUGUCGGUGUCGUUUGAGCCGGUGGCAGAAGAUACUAAAGCUAGAAAACAUCUACGGUAUAAAGAGCUUGUGCAGGAUGCCAAGUCCUCUUAUCACACAGAAUUGCUACAGCUAAUUAUUGGUUCAAGAGGUUUCAUAUUCUCCGAAACGAAACGAUCACUGACCCGAGUGUGCAAGCCGUUCAAACGAGACAUGGACAUCCUUUUUGACAACAUCAUUCAGGCAGUUAUCAGAAGUUCCUAUCGGUGCUGGAUUAACAGAAAAAACUAGUAGUUCAAGUGUUUGUCUUGUUUAACUGUUAUUUUUGUUGCUUGAAAUGUAAUUUCUUCCCAUUUUAGUUUCCUUUUAGUCUUAUCGGGAUCAUCAGUGUUACAGGAGAUGCCAAUCCUGGAAAGACUCCGCCCGCAUU